This is a messenger RNA of Lasiodiplodia theobromae, 1740 nucleotides long. RefSeq names its product Glucose-methanol-choline oxidoreductase. Gene Ontology annotation, molecular function: flavin adenine dinucleotide binding; oxidoreductase activity, acting on CH-OH group of donors. The transcript is spliced from 2 exons. NCBI's taxonomy places the organism in Eukaryota, Fungi, Ascomycota, Dothideomycetes, Botryosphaeriales, Botryosphaeriaceae. The coding region runs from base 1 to 1740 and encodes 579 amino acids. The record is from RefSeq and is a predicted model, not a curated record.
AUGCAAGGAAGCAUGAUUCUACUCCAGAGCCUCGUGGCUAUCGCAGCGGCAUCUCCGUUAGCGGCAGCACUUAACACAAGCAUCGACUACAUCAUUGUUGGCGGCGGCCCAGCAGGCUUUGUCCUUGCGGAGCAGCUUUCCCGCGAUCCUACCAAGCAAGUGGUCCUUCUUGAGGCUGGCCCCGAUGGCAUCAACUCCAGCUUGGUCAAUACGCCUGCCUACUACCCCCUGAUCACGGAGUACUAUUGGAACUACACGGCACAGCCAGACCCCAACCUUGGAGGAAGAACACCCGGUAUAGCGCAGGGUCGCGUGUUUGGGGGCGGCACGGCUGUCAAUGGCAUGGCCUACUGCCGCGGAGCGGCCUCCGUGUUUGAUGAGUGGGCAGCUCUAUCUGGAAACCCAGGGUUAGCGUGGGAGUCACUCCUGGAGGACUUCAAGGCCACCAGCCAUUAUGCCGACCAACCAGCCGAUUACACUCAGUUCUCGAACAUCUCCGGGUAUGGAGACGGACCUUUGGAGGUCAGCCAGACUAGCGGCUUGACUGGUUUUGACCUGCCAUUUGCACAGGCGGUUGAAUCCACGCUUGGCCUACAGGAGAUCGACAUGACGGACGGGACUGGCAUCGGUUUCGAUCAGGGACUGUCCUCGAUCAACGCCAUCUCGCGGACCCGAUCAUACGCCCGCACCACCUUCGGCACCAUCAUCGAGCGCGAGCGGCCCAACGUCCAGCUGAUCCACAGCGCCUGGGUCACGCAAAUCGGCUUCUCCGGCCAGACGGCCGUGAACGUCACUUUCCUCAACAGCACCGACGACACCACCCACACCCUCGCCGCGAAAGAGAUCAUCGUCAGCGGCGGCGCAAUCAACACGCCGAAGCUGCUCAUGCUCUCGGGCAUCGGUCCCGCGUCGCACCUGUCAUCGCUCGGAAUCCCGGUCGUCGCCGACAUCCCCGAGGUGGGGGCCAACCUGCGCGACCACGCGUUCGCCGUCGUCGAGCUCGAGGUGACGGGCGCGGUGGCGUCGUUCUGGCAGUGGUCGGAGAACGCCACGGCGGGCGCCAUCGCGCAGGAGGAGUACGCCACCAACAGAUCGGGUCCGCUGGGCUGGGGCAACGGCUACGCGUACGCCGCGUUUCGGUUGCCGGAUUCGGUGUGGGACGGCGUCGUUGACAACGGCAGCCACUACACAGCCCUUCCCGAGGAUCGUCCGCACGUCCUCAUCGAGUAUAGCACCGUGCCGUUCAUGGUGACGCCGAACGUCAGUGUUGUGACGGCGUGGGCGAGCCUCGUGCAGCCGGAGGCCGCAGGCAGUGUGGCGCUGCAGUCGUCAGACUUCCGGGACGACCCGCUCAUCAACCUCAAUUACUAUGGCUCUGAUGCUGACAAGGCGGCCAUCGUGGCAGGGUACAAGAAGCUUCGUGAAGUCCUGAGUGCAGAUGAGUUGAAGCCUCUGAUCAUUCGGGAGUUUUAUCCGGGAGCAAACACGACGACGGACGAGGAUAUUUGGGCUGCGAUCCAGCAGGAGAGCUUUUCGUUCCGUCAUCCAGUGGGGAGCGUGGCGGUUGGGAAGGCUCUCGAUAGCAACUGGCGAGUCAAGGGCCUGAAAGGCAUUCGGGUGGUUGAUUCGAGCACGUUUCCUACUCCGCCCACUUGCCACCCGCAGGCGGAUGUGUAUGCUCUUGCGCACCGAGCCGCACAAGAUAUCCGAGAUGCCGAUGCUACCUCGGGAGGCUACUAG